Stomoxys calcitrans (stable fly) is the source of this 835-nucleotide messenger RNA. RefSeq lists its product as uncharacterized. Lineage: Eukaryota; Metazoa; Arthropoda; Insecta; Diptera; Muscidae. Bases 316 to 744 code for a protein of 142 amino acids. Gene Ontology annotation, molecular function: odorant binding. The record is from RefSeq and is a predicted model, not a curated record. The transcript has 2 exons.
UUUAGUAUGUGGCAUAAAGUAAUGCCAUUCAACUAAAUUUAUUUUGUGUAAAUUUGUACCAGAAUCCAUAGUGAUGGGUUCCCAAGAUUUGGCCCGGCUGAACUUAGCACGCUUUUACUUGUGCCAAGUUCGACCGGGCCUACCAGUUAAUGCAACAAUACGACAAAUCUUGAUGACAAUUUAAUUAACUAACAAGCCGACAAUAUAAUUGAACUAAAUUAAUUUAAAAAUUAACAUCUAGAGGAUUUGGUAUAAAUUGCCAAGUUUUUCCGUAUGAAUAGUCACUUUUACUAACAUCAGCACGACCAAAAAGAUAUGAAGUUAAUAUACAUUGUAAUAUAUUUUCUAAUACCGCUCUACAGCGGUGAGAAGAGUGGAGCCAUUGAAGAAUUACAAAACCUAGUGACUAAUUGUCUUCAGAAAUAUCCUGUAUCAGAUGACGAACUCGCAAGGUUUAGAGAGUUGGAUAAAGAUCCCAGUCUGGCUAGUGACAAUUACAAAUGUUUUGGUAUGUGUGUGGUACAAGGCAGAGGAUGGUUUAUCGACGAUGUCCUCAUAGAUGAUGCGUAUAUCAAGUUCGACGCCAGUGGUGUCUUAGAAGAACAUGUUGACGAAUUGUAUCAUAUUAUUAAAGAAUGUAAACUUUUGGUUGGUGAAAACAAAUGCGAUACGGUGUUCCAAGUUGGUAGUUGUUUGGAGCAAAAAUCUUGGGAACUUUUGGAAAAGUCGGUAAAGUCAUUUUAGAAUGAAAUGUAAAACUUCGAAAUAAACAGUAUGUGAGUUGCGGCCAUUGAGCGAAUAAAAUCAAGAUAUAAGUCUUUACGGCUUUUAUUCA